Actinia tenebrosa (Australian red waratah sea anemone) is the source of this 1264-nucleotide messenger RNA. RefSeq lists its product as uncharacterized. Lineage: Eukaryota; Metazoa; Cnidaria; Anthozoa; Actiniaria; Actiniidae. The record is from RefSeq and is a predicted model, not a curated record.
AUGUUUAAAGUUUCUCUAUUACCAUUACAAUACUAUUAUACUUCUCAAAGUUAUUUCAGCCUUGGUGAUCAUGAAGCUUCGGCAAGUUUCAACGUUAACAAUUGGGUUCUAGACACUAAACGUAACAAUGAAUUGGCUCCAAAAACGGUGACGGUUCGUAGGUUUCUGGCUGACAACUCCGAGGUACUUCACGCGGUCUCACCGGAUAACUGUCACUACCAAGGAUCUAUUCAUGGCGUCCCUGAUUCUACUGUCGUUUUAAACACCUGUAAUGGCCUUAGAGGAAUCAUUGAUGAUGGAAAGGACACUUUUCAUAUCGAACCUCAUGACAACCAGAAGUAUCAAGGGUAUCAAAACGACACAAAAACCGUGAUUGAUAAAGUUCUCACUCUUUGCAACGCAGUUGACGCAAUUUACCAACGCAUCAAUGUCAGGAUUGUCAUAACAGCCAUCGAAAUUUGGACCAAUGGUGAUCGCAUUGAACGUCGAACAUCUGGCGGUGCAGAAUUAGGAACGUUUCAAGCUUAUCGACAAAAAGAGCUAAUUGGUAAAAUACCUCAUGACAAUGGGCAAUUUCUUAGUAAUCAUGGAUGGGGUAGAGUUAUUGGAAUGGCAUAUGUCGGAACAAUGUGUAAGAGAUUAUCAUCUGCUAUUAACAAAUGGUCUUUUGGAAGCGUUAUUGGGCCAUACGUCACUCUGGCUCAUGAAAUGGGUCACAACUUCGGAUACGGUCAUGAUUCAGAAUAUUGCAAAUGCCUAACACCAAAAGGAUGCUUCAUGGGUGGACAUAAGACCCGCGUUCCUGGUUUUUCCAAUUGUAGUCUGGAAUCUAUGAAACGAAUCAAUGACCAAUGUCUGUAUAACAAACCAAUGGUGCUGCGCCCUCAGUGCGGUAAUGGAAUACAAGAAGGGGAUGAAGAGUGUGAUUGUGGAACUCCAGAGAUGUGCAAAAUAAAAGAUCCCUGCUGUCAGCCACAUGCAUGUAAACUGAAGCCCUCGGCUGUUUGCAGUGACUUACAUCAUUUUUGCUGCAAGGAUUGCCAGUACAAAAGACAAGGAACUCUUUGUAGACCUGCCGAAACAGACUGUGAUGUACCCGAGUACUGUCCAGGAAAUGCCAGAGAUUGCCCCGCCAACAACUACAUUCAAAAUGGAACACCAUGUAAUUAAACCCAAAAGGUUGGUAUAAUAUACGCCUUGCACAAAAAGAUAAGACUUUCAAAAAGCUUAUGGUAUCAAUAGUGUCCUACACAGUUCCCUGCGC